This is a messenger RNA of Parascedosporium putredinis, 864 nucleotides long. The record is from the annotation of a GenBank genome assembly. NCBI's taxonomy places the organism in Eukaryota, Fungi, Ascomycota, Sordariomycetes, Microascales, Microascaceae.
AUGUCCGACAACGCCGCCCCAAGCCAGGAGAAGACGUUUCGGGAUUACACCGACAAGCAGGGCGCCACCUACGCCCAACACCGCCCGGGCUACCACCCCCGACUGUGGGAGAUCCUAUUGAACUAUCACGAAUCUUCAGGUGGCCAGUUCGACCUGGUCCUCGAUGUAGGCUGCGGUCCGGGCCAGGCCGUGGGGACCGCCGCCGCCCACUUUACUCGCGCCAUCGGCAUCGACCCAUCCGAAGGCAUGUUGACUAUGGCGCGCGUCGAUCUCAUCGUCGCGGCUACGUGCGCGCACUGGUUCAACAUGGCGGAAUUCUGGCCCCGCGCCGCCCAGGUUCUUAAACCGGGCGGCACGGUGGCUUUGUGGGUGAGCGGUCCGCUUGCCGUCGACUCCUCGGUACCCAACGCCCAGCGCAUCCGGGACGCUCUCGAUAGACUCCACGAGCGCCUAGACGGCUAUUUCGAGCCAGGAAACCUCGUGGUGCGGGAGCUAUACAAGGACAUCCUCCUCCCCUGGCAGAUUCCCACGCCGGUGGCUGACUUUGACAAGGACUCGUUUGUGCGGCAAGAGUGGGGCACAGACGCUCCGGGUGCCGAGCGCGGCGAUCAAUACUACGAAACCUCCAAGAGGGAAGCAGGGCCGGCCGCUAUCGAAGCUAUCCUGGCAACCAUGAGCCCGGUUACGAGGUGGCGCGAGGCUCACCCCGAGGCUGUUGGCACUGAAGAGGACGUGGUGAGGAAGAUGAGAAGGGAGAUGGAGCAGGCUUUGUACGAUGGCGGGGUGGAAAAGGGCAAGGAGGUGAUUGUGGGUGGUGUCUCUGCCGUCAUGCUCCUGGUCAAGAAGCGCUCAGGGAGUGGCUAA